This is a messenger RNA of Fraxinus pennsylvanica, 327 nucleotides long. The record is from the annotation of a GenBank genome assembly. Lineage: Eukaryota; Viridiplantae; Streptophyta; Magnoliopsida; Lamiales; Oleaceae.
AUGGACGACCGGCGCCUGAAAUUUAAGCUCCUCUCUCUCAACACCAAAAACUCCUCUUCCUCCGGAGGCGACAGCGGCGGUGUCAAUAGCCCUUUACUUUACUCAAAGUCUGGUGGUGGGAAAUGGAGUGCAUCAAGAUUUGCUGGGGCGAUUAUGUUUGGAGUAAACUCAACUAUAGGCUACUUUUUGAUGCUGGCAAUCAUGUCCUUUAAUGGUGGGGUGUUUAUUGCGGUGGUUUUGGGGCUGGCGAUUGGGUAUUUGGUUUUUAGGAGUGGUGGUGAUGGGGAGGAGGUAGUGGUGGCUGAUAAUCCAUGUGCUUGUGCUUGA